This is a messenger RNA of Ostertagia ostertagi, 690 nucleotides long. The record is from the annotation of a GenBank genome assembly. Lineage: Eukaryota; Metazoa; Nematoda; Chromadorea; Rhabditida; Trichostrongylidae.
AUGCAGAAAUCUGAUGAGACGGCCAGCUUACUGACCUCGGAUACUCAGUCUGUGACGUCGUAUGGUGGCACUAGUAAUGCACCAAGCGCCGACGACACUCUUGAUGCUGUGGAUCCGAUCACCCUCUCGUGGAGGGAUCUACGGGUAUCUGUUGCUGGAAAAGGACGUGAACUGCUUCAAGGAGUUAGCGGUAUAGCCAGACCUGGGGAGCUACUAGCUCUCAUGGGAGCAAGUGGUGCUGGUAAAACGACGUUACUCAACACGUUUCUUCAUCGGAAUCUCAAAGGGCUUCAUGUAGAGGGACGUGUAGAAAUCAACGGCAACGCGAUUGGCCGUGGGAUAACAGGCCAUAUCGGGAUAUGCCCAGCAAGAGGAAAUGCACGGCUUCGGACAAAUCUGUCGCAGGAAAGGCGAGAAAAGCGUGUCAAUGUGAUCUUGGCUCAGCUUGGGCUGACAAAAUGCCAGAAUAACCGGAUCGGUGUUGCAGGCGUUCGGAAGGGCAUUUCGGGAGGUGAAGCACGUCGUUUGACCUUCGCAUGUGAGCUGCUUUCAAAUCCAGGGAUUCUGUUCUGUGAUGAGCCAACCACAGGACUGGACUCAUUUAUGGCCGAGCAUGUCGUCGUGACCAUAGUGUGCACGAUACAUCAGCCUGCAUCGCAAUUGUUCCUGAUGUUUGAUCGAGUGAUUUUU